UUCGUAGGAAGUAUUAUUUAAUUAAGAAUAAUUUGAAAGAACAGUUCAGCUGAGAAACUGCAUUUACUAGAAACACUAAGUAAUGGUAAGUGGAAAAGGCAUGCAAUUUGUCAGCCUUCUAUGUUAUCUUUCUGAAAUACAUCCAUAGCUUAUCGAUGUCUGCCCUAGAUUGUUUUCAGCGGUCUCUGAGGUCAUCAUGCCCAAAGAGCUUUAUUCCCUUGCCGUACAAUGCUGUGAAUAGUCCUUAGCAGUUGGACUCAGUUAAGAAAUCCCUCAGAGCUUUCAACCAACCGUUCAAAGCCAGCAUCCUUUGUCUGUCCCUUCUCUGGACAAGGGCAACUGCCAGCUCCCUUUGCUUGGGUACCCCACUCCCUCCCACCUCCAUCCAUCACAUGAUGCAGAUCACUUCCCAGAUGUGAGUCUUUUGUUCUUCCUCCUUUCACAAGUCUUUAAGAGUACAUCAGCUAUUUGGAGGCUAGCUGGGUCUAAACCACAAACCCCACCCUGAGAAAAGCAUCCUGAUUCCAUGACACUGGCAGUAGGGAAGCAAAACCUGCCUGCUUAGAAUUACUGGACUAAAACUCCUUGCAUCCAAAAGCCUCUUCAAGAGUUGAUUAUAAUUUAAAGACCGAUUUCAAACCGGCAAGGGGAGGACUACUCUAAGUUGUUCUGACAUCCAGUGGAAGCUGGCAGCAGGAGGCAAAGUCCAUAAUUCCAGAAACAGGCUUGGGGAGAAUACAAAAAUAGAACACAUUCACUCCAUGGAAGGAGGAGAAAAGACUUCACCUUGACUUGAAUGGAGACCUCCUUUGGGAAGCAAUGAGUUUCCAAUAACCUGUGGCGUGGCUUUUUUUAAUCUGGAAAAUACUCAACCCCAGGGCUUGCCAUUCUACUUGGCUUCUGAAACUCCUGCAAGCCGAUGUGGACUACAGGUAGAAUGAGCAAUGCAAAGAGCUGGCUUGGACUUGGCACAUCCUUGUACUUCUGGGCACUGAUGGACCUUGCGACCACCGUUCUGUCCAGCACUCCGAUGCCGGAAGUCGAGUUAGAUACACUCUUCUCAGGAAAGCCACAGUCACAUCAGCGGAGCAGGAGGAGCUGGGUUUGGAACCAAUUUUUUGUCCUGGAAGAGUACACUGGGACUGACCCUCUGUAUGUCGGCAAGCUUCAUUCAGACAUGGACAGGGGAGAUGGAUCCAUCAAAUACAUCCUUUCAGGAGAAGGAGCAGGGAUCGUGUUUACCAUUGAUGACACCACUGGAGACAUCCAUGCCAUUCAGAGGCUUGAUCGAGAGGAAAGAGCCCAAUAUACUCUAAGAGCUCAAGCCCUAGACAGGAGAACAGGCCGGCCAAUGGAGCCAGAAUCAGAGUUUAUUAUCAAAAUUCAAGAUAUCAAUGACAACGAGCCCAAGUUCCUGGAUGGACCUUACGUUGCCACUGUGCCAGAAAUGUCACCAGUAGGUACCUCUGUUAUCCAAGUGACAGCCACAGAUGCUGAUGACCCAACCUAUGGCAACAGUGCCCGAGUUGUGUACAGCAUUCUCCAGGGCCAGCCAUAUUUUUCUGUGGACUCCAAAACAGGUGUAAUCAGAACAGCGCUCAUGAACAUGGACAGAGAAGCCAAGGAAUACUAUGAAGUGAUUAUCCAAGCCAAGGAUAUGGGGGGUCAACUUGGAGGAUUGGCUGGGACCACAACAGUCAACAUCACACUCUCAGAUGUCAAUGAUAACCCACCCCGGUUUCCACAGAAACAUUAUCAGAUGAGUGUGCUGGAGUCCGCUCCUGUUAGCUCGACUGUGGGGAGAGUGUUUGCCAAAGACCUGGACGAAGGCAUCAAUGCAGAAAUGAAGUACACCAUUGUGGAUGGAGAUGGUGCAGACGCUUUUGAUAUCAAUACAGACCCGAACUUCCAAGUUGGCAUCAUAACUGUGAAGAAGCCUUUGAGUUUUGAAAGCAAGAAAAGCUACACCCUGAAGGUGGAAGGAUCCAAUCCUCACGUAGAGAUGCGUUUUCUGAACCUUGGCCCAUUUCAGGACACAACAACAGUGCACAUCAGUGUGGAGGAUGUGGACGAGCCCCCUGUGUUUGAGCCCGGCUUUUAUUUUGUGGAGGUGCCAGAGGAUGUGACAAUUGGAACAACCAUACAGAUCAUUUCUGCCAAGGACCCAGACGUGACCAACAACUCAAUCAGAUACUCCAUUGACAGAGGCAGCGACCCUGGAAGAUUUUUCUAUGUUGACAUUACAACAGGUGCUCUAAUGACUGCAAGACCACUAGACAGAGAAGAGUUUUCUUGGCAUAAUAUAACUGUUCUUGCUAUGGAAAUGAACAACCCCUCCCAAGUGGGAAGUGUUGCUGUCACAAUCAAAGUCCUAGAUGUGAAUGACAAUGCUCCAGAGUUUCCCAGAUUCUAUGAAGCUUUCAUCUGUGAAAAUGCCAAAGCGGGACAGCUGAUCCAGACAGUGAGUGCUGUGGAUCAAGAUGACCCUCACAAUGGUCAACAUUUCUACUACAGUUUGGCUCCUGAGGCUGCUAACAACCCCAACUUCACUGUCAGGGACAACCAAGAUAAUACCGCUCGCAUUCUGACCAGGAGGUCCGGCUUCCGACAGCAGGAGCAGAGCGUCUUCUACCUGCCCAUCCUCAUAGCAGACAGCGGCCAGCCGGUCCUCAGCAGCACCGGCACACUUACCAUUCAAGUGUGCAGCUGCAGUGACGAUGGCCACGUCAUGUCCUGCAGCCCAGAGGCAUAUAUGCUCCCAGUCAGUUUGAGUCGGGGUGCCCUCAUCGCCAUCCUGGCCUGCGUCUUUGUUCUCUUAGUAUUGGUGCUGCUCAUCCUGUCCAUGAGGCGCCACCGAAAACAACCCUACAUCAUCGACGACGACGAGAACAUCCACGAGAACAUUGUGCGCUAUGACGACGAGGGGGGAGGCGAAGAGGACACAGAGGCCUUCGACAUCGCCGCCAUGUGGAACCCGCGCGAGGCGCAGGCGGGCGCCGCCCCGAAGACGCGGCAGGACAUGCUCCCCGAGAUCGAGAGCCUCUCCCGCUACGUGCCUCAGACGUGCGCGGUCAGCAGCACGGUCCACAGCUACGUGCUGGCCAAGCUCUACGAGGCCGACAUGGACCUGUGGGCCCCGCCCUUCGAUUCCCUGCAGACCUACAUGUUUGAGGGGGACGGCUCCGUGGCCGGCUCGCUCAGCUCGCUUCAGUCAGCCACCUCGGACUCAGAGCAGAGCUUUGAUUUCCUCACGGACUGGGGACCUCGCUUCCGGAAACUGGCAGAACUCUACGGGGCGUCGGAGGGGCCCUCGCCCUUGUGGUGACAGAAGCCCGGAGGCCAAGGUGCACCCAAAUCCAGACGUUCUCAAACGCUGCUUCUCGUCCAUGAGGCGCGGCCACCACAGGAGCAAUAUUGUGCUGGACAGUGAGGAUGGGAGUGAGUGGACCCAACAGAGCUCUCUCUGGAUCAGCUUUACUUGGUUAGACGAAAUUAAAUAAUCAGAAGGAAACCCAGAAGAAGAGGGCAGAAUCCCCAAUUAUCUUUUUAAUUUGCUUUUUGACACUGUAUUCACAGGUUUGAAGUAUUAAAGCUUGGCUUUUUUGUUUGUUUA
Molecule: messenger RNA, 3613 nt
Organism: Rattus norvegicus (Norway rat)
Lineage: Eukaryota; Metazoa; Chordata; Mammalia; Rodentia; Muridae
Source: RefSeq, a predicted model, not a curated record